GUUCAACCAGACGCUCGGCUGUCUCCGUAAAACUCCGACGAGCAGAGAGUCUGGUAAAGCGUCACGUAAAUGUUUGUAACGUCAAAACGAGGCUUACCAAAAUACCGGUAUUUAAUUUGAUUGGUUGAAAGAAACACACCUCCUAUUACAUGUAAACAAUGACGGAAGAAAACUCUAUAUCGGAUAUUUGUGAUGGAAUGAAUUUGCCAUUUAAACUUAAAGAACUCCAACUAGAAUGUUUAAAAGCGGUUGUGAAUGGAAAGGAUUUAUUUGCUGUGUUACCUACGGGUUAUGGUAAAACCGUUUUGUAUUCAAUUUUACCAAAACUACUGUGGGAAACAAAAGUGAAAGUACGUUUUCCAGCUGACUGUGAUCGAAGUUCUUCGGUUGUGGUGGUGAUCUCUCCGUUGAUAUCUUUAAUGAAAGAUCAAGUCAUUAACAUUCAAACUUUUGGAGUUGACUGUGUCUAUAUCGGAGAGAAUCUGGAAGAAGGAGUAUUAGAGAAGAUAAAAAAUGGAGAGGUACCAAUUCUAAUGAUGAGUCCCGAGAGCCUCUUUACUGGGUCAUGGAGAAAACUCUUUGAGACAGAAAUAUUUAGAGAUAUUGUCUCUGCAGUUGUUGUUGAUGAAGCUCAUUGUGUGGACCAAUGGGGAGAUGAAUUUAGAAAAGAUUAUAGCCGGAUUUCUGAGCUGCGUAGUCUCCUCCCACAGGCCGUAAUGGUUGCUUUAACAGCAACUGCCACCAAAGACGAACGGAAUCGAACAUCAAAGCUCCUGGGAAUGAAUAAUUAUGAAACCAUCAUUGGAUGCUGCAACAGGACAAACAUAAUGUAUUUUACCAAGCGGGCGUCUAGUGAUAUUGAGGAAAAUUUACAGUGGCUGAUUGAUGAACUCAUCACCAAAAAGGAAGGUACACCAAAAUCAAUUAUUUACUGCAGAAAUAUCAAAUCAUGUUCUCAAAUUUAUUCACUAUUUCGAAGAAAAAUUGGAGCCCAAAAUUCAUAUAUAGGACAACCUUCAGCCCAGAAAUGUUUAUACGCAAUGUUUCAUCAUUCCACGCCAGAAAAAAAUAAAAACAUUGUAGCAGAAAACUUUAGAAAAAAUGAUAGUAAACUGCGUGUUGUAAUUGCAACAAAUGCCUUUGGAAUGGGAGUAAAUGUUCCAGAUAUCCAAAAAGUCCUUCAUUGGGGUGCAUCAAGAAGUGUUCAAGGUUUUAUGCAAGAAAGUGGUCGAGCAGGUAGAGAUAACAAGUUUGCAGUUUCUGUCGUUUACUACCAUCCAGUAGAUAUAAGUGCUACAGCAACAGAUGAUCAUAUGCGGCAUUACUGCAAGUUGACUUCUUGUAGAAGGCAAUAUUUGUUGAAUCAUUUCUCGCCAGAAAAUAUGAGUACCGGUAAUUCUGACAAGAUAAUUGAACACUUCUGUUGUGACAACUGUGCAAAACUUUGUAAAUGUGGAAAUUGUCCUACAGACUUCCAAAUUUUUAUCUCCGAUGAAGACGACAGCAUUAUGCUGGCAGCGGCUGAGGAAUAUGAUGGUGAUGACAGCAGGCCUUACAGAGCAAUGAGCCCAGAGAACAGGGGAAUUCUUCGUACAUCUUUGGAAAAACUGAGAAUGGCAAUGGUACAAAAAGAGAACUACUCCCCAACUAUGUUACCCGUAAAUAUAUUAACUGGUCUUAGUGAUGCUGUGAUCAGCAACAUUGUUAGCAAUGCACAUUACUUCUAUGACCCUGCUGACUUAUUUGGUGAAUAUGUUAAUGAUGAGAGUUUGGCCAUUGACAUUAUCAAACUUAUUGAAGAAAUCUGUGAAUAAAUCAAGUAAAUUAACAACACAAAUUUGAAAUUAUUAUUGUGAUAUUUAUUAAAGUAAAGCCAUAACUUCUUUAUAAUGAAAUUAUUAAUUACAAAUAUUACUUAUUCAGAAACACAACUUUGCCAAUCAGUUUACAAUAAUUCACAUAUCAUAAUAUAAACGUUAGACUCUUUGAUGUCUUUGGAGUCAAAAAUGGGGGCUGAAUACCCUGAACAAGUGUUCUACAGUUACACACAUUACAUAUUAGUAAAUUAAAUGUGAAUUUGCAUAUAUACCAAUUUGAAUUACAGUUUUGAGUCAACAAUCAUUACACAAAAGUAGUUUCGUAGUAUAAAUGCAUAACAUAUGUCACCACACAAGAGAAUAUAUUUCUUAAAUAUACAUUGAAUGACUUACAUGUAAUUUGGCAAACAGUAAUUACGAAUUAAUAAAGCACAUUCGAUAUAAUUAGCAAGACCAACCAAGGCAGCCAUGAUCUGAACCCAACAACUGAUGUAAUUUAAUUGGAGACUUAUAAUAAUACUUGCUUGAAUAUAUAUUUUCUUAUUUUAUAUUAGUUUGGACACAAUGCUAUAAAAAUAUAUACCGAAAUUUUCCUUUAAGAUAUGCUAGUCAGUGCCAGGCAUUUGUUACAGUAUUUAAUAUCAGUAAUCAUAUCAAACAAUUGUAAUCAACCUUCAAAUUUUAUAACAAAAUGUAUCAAUGCACUUUCAAUAGUUUAUGGAGCAUGAACAUUCAAUUUUUUUUUGUAUCAUUUGAUUCAUUAAAAAUAAUUUUCCAUAGAAAAAAUCAAUAAAUUUA
Molecule: messenger RNA, 2615 nt
Organism: Magallana angulata
Lineage: Eukaryota; Metazoa; Mollusca; Bivalvia; Ostreida; Ostreidae
Product: ATP-dependent DNA helicase Q1-like
Exons: 3
Coding region: 159-1814 (551 amino acids)
Biological process (GO): double-strand break repair via homologous recombination
Cellular component (GO): nucleus; cytoplasm; chromosome
Molecular function (GO): nucleic acid binding; 3'-5' DNA helicase activity; four-way junction helicase activity
Source: RefSeq, a predicted model, not a curated record